AUGCUGUCCGAGGUGUUUUGCAGGCCACCGUCCGACCCUCCGCCGCCAGCGCAAGUUGUCCUGCUGCUCGGCGGUUCACUUCGGCGUGAGCUCCUCUGUGCUGCUGCGGCAGGCCGGCGGUGUCCACGGGCAGCAUUGCUGCUCUCGUCAGGCUGUGCGGACGCCGCCGAGCUGGCCGCAGCCAGAGCCAGCUGCGCCGGCGCCGCAGAUGUGCCGGUGCUGGUGGAUUGCCGGGCCGUCGACACGGUCACCAAUUUCACGUCGGUCGUGGAGGACCUCGCCGCCGGCGGCGUCGCCUCCGUGUCCAUCGCCACGGAUCGAUCCCACGCACGGCGAGCGGCCUGGGUGGGAUCGCUCAUUCUCUGCUCACAGGGCAUCGCGGUCGCAGAGCCCAUCUCGGUCGAUUCCGGCGAGGUGCGCCGCAGUGGCGCAGGCCUGCUCCGUCUGAAGUCGAGGAGCGCCCUCCCUCGCCGGCAGGUGCUCUGCGAGAGCGCGUUGAGAACACUUCGCGACUGUCUGCGCGCGCUGCUCUGGGUGGCGUGCGGCUGGCAUCUCGGCUGGCUCAAUUCACUACGCCAUCCCUCUCGCGUGGGCGUGGCGCGUGGCACGGAGGGAAGGAUGUUUGCUCCCCGCUGUCGCGUCGCGGAGAGGGCGUUUGCCCGGUGGAUCGCAGACGUGCCGAAUGCGAGAGAACGAUGA
Emiliania huxleyi CCMP1516 is the source of this 699-nucleotide messenger RNA. RefSeq lists its product as hypothetical. The transcript has a single exon. The record is from RefSeq and is a predicted model, not a curated record. Bases 1 to 699 code for a protein of 232 amino acids. Lineage: Eukaryota; Haptophyta; Isochrysidales; Noelaerhabdaceae.